AUGGCCUUUGCGCGUCGGCUCGCCAUCCUCCCCGGUGGCCUAGGCGGCUUGGGCUCGAGUAUCGGCAAGAAGCUCCGCCAACAAGGUGCUCGGCUAGCAAUUCUGUAUGCCCCCUUCGAGGCUGCCCGACGCGAUGAGCUGCUAGAGGCUGGCUACGGCGAGCUGCCCGCGGGCGAGGAAAUCCGAACGUAUGAAUGCGACAUCACAAACCCCGAGGCUGUCCAGUCCGUCUUCACCACCCUGAAGGAGGACGUUCUCAACCCAUCAUCGACGACGCAGUCUGCCCGUGCCUUUCCCAGUAUCCUAGUCAAUACGGCGGGCUAUGUAUCGCUCAGUGAUCUAGAGCUCACCCCGCCGGAAGAAACGCUGAAGCAUCUGCAUACCAAUGUCCUGGGCCCCAUGCUGUGCUCGCAGGCAUUCGCGCGAUUGUACUUGGCCGCCGCUGAGGUGGCUCAUUCGUCACCCAACCCGCCGCCUCCGGGUCGCAUCGUCAACCUGGCCUCGCAAGCCGCACAUGUGGCCCUCCAUCGCCACGGGGCCUAUUGUGCCUCCAAGGCAGCCCUGUUGGGGCUAACGCGCAGUAUGGCUUCUGAAUGGGGAGGCCGCGGUAUCACAGCGAACAGCGUGUCGCCAACGGUGGCCUGGACCGCUCUGGGACAGAAGGCCUGGGGGCAGGAUGAUGUGCGGGAGGCUUUCUUGAAGACGAUCCCGACAGGCAAAUUUGCGCAGCCAGAUGAGGUUGCGGAUGCGGUUCUAUUUCUUUGUCAGGACUCAAGUGGGAUGAUCAAUGGAGCGGACAUUCGCGUAGACGGUGGCUCUACUAUCAGGUAA
This is a messenger RNA of Aspergillus luchuensis, 831 nucleotides long. Its product is annotated as putative short-chain dehydrogenase/reductase. The transcript has 3 exons. NCBI's taxonomy places the organism in Eukaryota, Fungi, Ascomycota, Eurotiomycetes, Eurotiales, Aspergillaceae. The record is from RefSeq and is a predicted model, not a curated record. Bases 1 to 831 code for a protein of 276 amino acids. Gene Ontology annotation, molecular function: oxidoreductase activity, acting on the CH-OH group of donors, NAD or NADP as acceptor.